CUUACAAUAUGUUGCAACGCUCAAGCCGCCAGAUCAAGCAGCAAACUCCAAAGUGCCCUCACUCCUUCGAAGUGUUGAAGUCCAGCGCCGUUGGCAAGAAUGAUACGUGCGAAAUAUGCGGCAAUGUAUACUUCGUCCCCAACGCAGAUGGCAUUCGAGAGAUUCCGGUCCGUCUUACCUGCGGACAUGUCUUUGGCAAGGACUGCAUCAGCAGAUGGAUAGAAAGAGAUAAGACGUGCCCCUACCGCGACGAACUCACGGCUAUCCAGCCAGGCACAUGCACGAAGUGCAUGCUGUGGGACCGCCAUCGCGGCGAACGUACGAACACCGUCCUAGUUGUCCACGCGGAGGAAAUGUUCCGGUGCUUAAAGGAGAAACUUGAAGAACUCGAGAAGGACGACAAGAAGCUUUUCGGGCUCUCCAAGGGAGUUAAGAAGCGACUCUAUGAGUUCCUCGAUAACAAGCUAAGAGCAUACGACCGACAGUUCCAUCCUCCAGCCGCAUUCGCGAGAAUGAUGGAUCCGUUGCUGAGCAUUUCGAACAAGUCCCACGUUCGGCGAGAUCUGGGAUGGUCACUCUUCAAGCGGAUCCCCCACACUGGACCUACGAAACGAUUCUCAUGGUCGCUGGACGUCGUCGAAGACACAGCACUGGGGACCGAGGAGGAAUUGCCUUGGUUUACCCAAUGCAUCCGUGAAUGGACAACGGAGAUGUUCGAAGAGUUCUCGCAAGAAGGCCAUAACCACGUCCAGCACGGAUACGAGAUUCGAGGCAGCGAUAAUGACGCCGUCUGGGCGGUGCGGCAGAUCAUUGGACACCGGCGGAACCAAAAUGGUAUGGUGAGUUAUAGGGUCCUCUGGGAGGGACACGACCACUGGGACUGGUCGGAGGAGAGCCAGUGGGUUGGCGAAGAAGACUUUGAGGAUCAUGAGAAUCACGCGCAGUAUGAUAGGCAGAAUCGGAUCCCAGCUUACCACAAAGAGGGCCGACGUUGGCCGGGACAAGAUGUAGUUCGACGGGGAAAUAUUUCGGGAACAGCCACGGGAGAGCCCUCGGGAAGCGUUGCGGAGAAAGUCGCUGGAAGAGGUGCAGCCAAGGCCGAUGGAAAAUUUGCGGAAAAGACUGCUGAAACUGUCGUGGGAAAUGCUACUAGAAAGACUUCAUCUACCUUGUCUAGCAGGAAGCAGAAAGGGGAAAACAAGGAGGCGAACACCAAGCUGAUCGCAAAGAUUCCUACUGGGAAAGUAUCAGUCAGCUCCUCUAGCAGCAAGCGGAUGAUGGAUGGCGCGAAGAAGGAAGCCGGAGACGUUGCGACAAAGACCAUUGGAAAACGCUCACUUCACUCUUCCAGCAAGAAGCGAAAAUUGGAAGAUACGGACUCGGAUGGAGAUGAGUACAGGCCUAUUCGUCGCACGCGGCGAAAAAAGUAGCUGGCGGCAUCCAAUUCCGGAGGUGCAUUGAGAACAGCUCAGAUCUAUUGGCACCGGGCAUCUAUAAUACUAUGAUUUCGGCAUUUCCGGAGCACAAGAUAAGUUGCUUAGCACGAAAGGUGUUGAGCCCUAUAGAGCCAUAGGAGAGAAGGGCGUGGAGAUGAAUGGACCAGGCUGAUGUUAAGACUUUCAGCGAGAUUUGAUAGACUAUACCGGCUUUGACGUCGUAAAAUUUCCCAAUCAGACAGCAUGUUUAUAAUUAUUCCCUAGUAUAUAUCCUGUGAAAUACGACAUGCAGAGG
Molecule: messenger RNA, 1731 nt
Organism: Mytilinidion resinicola
Lineage: Eukaryota; Fungi; Ascomycota; Dothideomycetes; Mytilinidiales; Mytilinidiaceae
Exons: 1
Coding region: 9-1430 (473 amino acids)
Source: RefSeq, a predicted model, not a curated record